CGAUUUAGUUAUCCAAUAAUAGGAAACAGUUCGCACUAAGGAAUAGCGCCAUGAAGCUUUCCGAUGGUUGUACAGCCUGCUUGUUGGAAAGCACCGGCAAUUGCUCCGUUACAUGACUCUAUUUCGUUCGCUGAUUCUCUUAUGAGGCGAAAGCAAAACGUCAUCAGUCACAAGAGCACAGAGACGCUUGAGCAUGUCGGCCCAGCAAAUGCCCUCCCCUUUAGCCGGGGCGCAAUGGAUCUGGGCACCCAACAUCGACGACAAGGCCGAAACCCCAUCGCAAUUUGUCCUGUUCAGAAGGGCGCUAAGAUUGGACGGACCGCUGCCUCCAUCGUGUAUCGUGCAUGUCUCGGCCGACACUCGCUACCGACUCUUUGUCAACGGGAAUCGCGCCAGUUUCGGCCCCUGCAAGAGCUAUCCGGCACGAUGGUACUACGAAACCGUCGAUAUCGGCCCCUUCUUGAAGACGGGUGUGAACGUUCUGGCCGUGAGGGUGUUGCGGUUGUCUCCGGAAACCUCCAGCGCGACGUCCAUCAUGCGGACUAGCAAGCCUGGCAUGAUACUGCACUGCACAGCUGGCAACAUCAUCAUUCAUUCAGACGAGAGCUGGAAAACGUACCGCGACGGGUCGGUCCAUCUCGUUCCGAAUGCUGACUGGGACUUUCGGCUGGGCCCGCCUUUCGUCUCGCUCUGGGAGAGAGCCGAUGGAAGACUGAAACCUCAUGGCUGGCUCGACGCCAGCUUUGAUGACACCAAGUGGCACAAUGCAGUUCCAUCCACCAUGGCGGCCAAGAUGGCCCCUAUACUAGACUCGAGAAAACUCAUUCCGCGCUCCAUUCCGGCCCUGCCCGAGAUACCAUCCACCUUUGACGGCGUUGUGUGCUGCGCAGGAGGGCCCACCAAGACAGAGUGGGAAGCUCUUUUAGACGGAGGAAAACCGAUACACAUCGAACCCCAGUCGACAGUCACCGUUGACAUCGAGUCAAACGAGUUGACCACCGGUUUCUUUGAACUGUCCCUGGACCAAGACGGCCAAGGCAGCGCGACCAUCACCAUCCUCGCCGCUGAAUGCUACGAAGGUGACAUGGACCAGGGCGUCGCUCGAUCCAAAGGCGACCGCACCAACUCCCAGCACGGCAAACUCUACGGCCCAGCCGACACCUACAUCUCCCACCCGGGACGAAACGACUACUCCCCCUUCUGGUGGCGCGCCUUCCGCUACCUCCGCCUCACCAUCACACCCACCACAUCCCCGCUCACCCUGCGCUCCUUCCGCUACCGAGCAACCCACUACCCUCUCCCCAUCACCACCACCCUCACCGCCACCACGCCCUCUCCUCACUUCACGAAGUUAUCCCAUCUCUGGCAGGUCUCGGUAACCACCCUCCGCAACUGCAUGCACGAAACCUUCGAGGACUGCCCGUACUACGAACAAAAUCAAUUCGCCAUGGACGCCCGCCUGCAGAUGCUCUUCUCCUACGCCCUGUCCUCCGACGGCCGCCUCGCGCGCAAGACGAUCUGCGAGUUUGCUGCGAGCCGCCGCGACGACGGCUUGCUCGAGGCCCAAUUCCCCUGCGCACCAUGCCGCAUGACGGGUAUCCCCGCUUUCUCGCUGUACUGGGUUUUGAUGGUGCGUGAUCAUUGGGUGCAGUUCGGGGAUCGAGGGCUGGUGAGGGAAAGUUUUGGGGUGGUGGACGGGGUGUUGGAGUACUUUGCGAGGCUUGUGAGGGUGGGAGAUGGGCUGGUGGGGAGGUUGGAGGCGGAAGGGGAGGAGGAAGCGAGUUGGGCCUUUGUGGAUUGGGUUGGGGAGUGGAAGACCCCCGCGGAGGGGUUCAAGGGGAUGGCAGUGCCACCGGCGUAUUUCAAGUGCGGUGCUGCGACAGUGCAUAGUCUGUUGUAUGCCAUUGCUUUGCAGAGCGCGGCCGAGUUGGCCGACUGCACGGGUCGGGGCUGUGUGGCGGAUGAGUAUCGCUCUCGAGCGGCAGAGCUGAACUCGGCGGUGCGACGGCAUUGCUUUGAUCCCGAGACAGGGUUGUUCACCGACGGGCCCGGAUCCAAGGACCGGUCGCAGCACGCGCAGGUGCUGGCUGUGCUUUCUGGAGCGGCGUCUGCGGAGGAGGCACCUGUCCUCAUGCGCAGGGCCGUGGUGGAGCGCGAGCGACAUGGGAUUGCUCGCACAUCGUUGGCCAUGGCCUUCUAUGUCUUUCGUGCGGCUUCCCUUGCCGGCGUGUACGAGGAGCUCUGGGACGAUAUGAUCAAACCGUGGGAGGUCAUGCUGAGCCAGAACUUGACCACUUGGGCCGAGUUCGAGACGAAUCCUCGCAGUGACUGCCAUGGAUGGAGCGCCACGCCUAUCUACGAGAUUGUCCGCGAGAUUGUUGGCGUCAAGCUUCCAGAGGGGGACAUCGACGGGGCAGUGGUUAUUCAGCCUCGGGUUAAGAUGGUCCCUGCGUUGAAAGGGUCGUUCGUCGCAGGCGGAGGCCGGGUGCUCGAUAUCUCUUGGAGCGGUGGAUCGCUAUGCCUUACGAGUUCUGUUGACAUGGUUGUUGAGCUUCGCUUGGGCAAGGGGAGCAGACUGUUCGCGCUGGAAAGAGAUUUAUCACUGCAGACGUCGUUGGAUGCUAUCGAUAUGGAGUGACCGGACUGAGUCAGGAGCUCAUCUAGCCUCCAGUUCAACAAGCUUGCAAUACUGCUUGAGACGGACACUGUUUCGCAGUGUGGUUUUACAUCUCUGCCUCAUGGGCUGUUCAGGAGUCAACCUUGUCAACGGACGGAGACAUUUGAGGACUGAGAGGCCAAUGUGUGGCGUGGCUAGAAGAGAACCUACCGGGUACCUGGUUGGUAGCAGUCAAGUCGAGAACUUGGUUUCCGUGGCGCCGUCUCGACUUUGGCAGUCAAUUGGAUAAUGAGUAAGUAGAAUAAACUAGUGGAUUUGGG
Parathielavia appendiculata is the source of this 2937-nucleotide messenger RNA. Its product is annotated as glycoside hydrolase family 78 protein. The record is from RefSeq and is a predicted model, not a curated record. Lineage: Eukaryota; Fungi; Ascomycota; Sordariomycetes; Sordariales; Chaetomiaceae. The transcript is spliced from 2 exons. Bases 194 to 2638 code for a protein of 814 amino acids. Gene Ontology annotation, biological process: carbohydrate metabolic process.